AGAUGGCACCGGCUCAUGCCAGCUUCAGGGUCCCUUCCGGCUCUCGCCCAUUCUGCAGCCUCCAAUCUGCGCGCCGGGGCCGGCCCGGAGCCGCCGCCCUCCCGGCCAACCCGGCCCCCGCGGCCAGACCCCGACAUUCGGCCCGGCCAGCAGCUUCGGUUCCGGCGGGACGGCGGCGGCCCCAGAGCCAUGUCCACCCAGCUGUUCGAAGGGCAAGACCAUGCAGCCAUUUAUCAGAAGCACAGGUUCCCUCCCCCCGAGGAGCUCCUUCGCAUCAUUUUCUCCUAUUUAGAAGAAAAGAAAGGCAAACCCUAUGACCUGGCCGUGGACGUUGGCUGUGGCUCGGGCCAGAGCACCCAGGUCCUGGUCCCCCACUUUGCCAGGGUCCUGGGGACAGACAUCAGUGAGGCUCAGGUCCAGCAGGCCAAGCAAGCGCACAGCUCCUCCCAAGUGUCCUUCUGCGUGUGCCCCGCAGAGACCCUCCCGGUGGAGGACGGCUCCGUGGACCUGCUCACGGCCUUCACGGCGGCGCACUGGUUCGACCUGGAGCCCUUCAUGAGCGAGCUGGCGCGGGUGCUGAAGCCCGGGGGCUGCAUGAGCCUCAGCUCCUACUCCCCGCGGAUGGGGAUCCGCUACGGCGCCUGCUCCGAGGCGCUCACCCGGAUCUUCCAGGAGACGCAAGCUGUCCUUAAUAAGUAUGCAAAUGAGAAACUGCAGGUCCUUCUCUCCGAAUACCAAGAGAUAUUUGAUCUUGUGCCUUUUCCAGACAAAAAAAGGAUCAUUCUCCAGGGAAGUGAAAUUUCCUUUACGGUCGCCGGCCUGAUGGGAUUUCUCCAGUCCUUUUCCAUGUUCCAGACGUUUAAGAAGGCCCAACCGGAGGCAGCGGCGGCCCUCCUGCGCCAGACCCAAGCCAGGUUCCUGGAGACCAUGAAGGCAUCUUCUCCCGAAACCCGGCUGGCCUUGACCCUCGAGUACGUCUGCGUUUUGGCCUGCAAGGCGCCCGAGAGAACGUUUCCAGAUGAGCCCAAGUCCUGUUCUGGACCCGGUUCCAAAUCCAAUAAAGAUUCCAGAAUCCCGGUCCCGGUCUCUCGCGCUCCGGGGGGUUCUCUCUGCCCCUCCCCGCGCUCCUCGGCCUGGAUCCCGUCACAGAGGGCGCAGCCCCAGGCUUGCCGUCGGCGGUUACUGAGCGGGAGGGGCAGGGGUCCGAGGGCAGGGGCCAGAAUGAGCGCGUGCUGUGGGGCGGGGAGGGCCCCGAGCCAGUAUUGGUCGUGGGGGCAUCGGUCACCCUCAGGGAGAAGGCCGUCGUUUUCCUCCUGGGACCCGUUCGGUGGAGAAUUGGGGAGUCCUUUAUCCAGGUGGCCGUCCCCCCGUGGGGGCUUCCAGGACGACUCUAAGAACGGGAGGGGGAAAGGGGAGGAGUGGGGGGCAGGGAGGAGCCUGUUCCUGUCGCCCCAUCAGUCCCCCAUCCUUUUUCUCCCUCCUCCCUCUCUGCCCUCCUCCCCCUCACUAGUCUUCCUGGCCUUGGGAUUUCGAACCCGGGGAACCACGGCGAUGGCCUUUGUCCCGCAAGGAGCAGGCUGGGACUCCCACAGGCAGGAGGGAGCUCGCCAGGAUUUGAACUCGGCUCCGGAGCGCCGCCCCCGCCCCCUUUCCUGGCAGUCCCAGCUGGGCUCACACUGA
Antechinus flavipes (yellow-footed antechinus) is the source of this 1680-nucleotide messenger RNA. RefSeq lists its product as uncharacterized. The record is from RefSeq and is a predicted model, not a curated record. Gene Ontology annotation, molecular function: S-adenosylmethionine-dependent methyltransferase activity. The transcript is spliced from 8 exons. NCBI's taxonomy places the organism in Eukaryota, Metazoa, Chordata, Mammalia, Dasyuromorphia, Dasyuridae. Bases 16 to 1680 code for a protein of 554 amino acids.